Molecule: messenger RNA, 615 nt
Organism: Coniophora puteana RWD-64-598 SS2
Lineage: Eukaryota; Fungi; Basidiomycota; Agaricomycetes; Boletales; Coniophoraceae
Exons: 3
Coding region: 1-615 (204 amino acids)
Source: RefSeq, a predicted model, not a curated record
AUGACCGAGAACGACCUCAAGGUCCUCGAUACGGUCGAGUCGCUCGAGUACAUGUCCGGCGAGCUAUCUGACGAAGAGCUCGACAUCCCGGCGCACAUGAUCCCGCCGAACCCGGACGACUCGGACAUCCUCCCCUCGCAAGUCCACCCCUCCUACCCCUACGGCAACCCCACAAGCAUCAAACACCCCGCGGCCCGCCCGCGCCCCACCUACGACCCCACCUCGCGCGCGCUCUUCGAGGACAUGGGCUACGCCGGCGGCGGGAUCAACGGCGCGCUGCGCUGGCGCGACCUCGCGCUCGAGCAGCUGCUCCCCGCGGACGACGCCAAGGAGGAGACGCGCAAGGCCGCGGAGGCGCGCAGGAUGGCGAACGGCACGACGGGCGGGCAGGGGCCCGGGCCGCAGUCGGCUGCUGCUGUUGCUGUCGGUGGUGCUGCUGUUGGUGCUGGCGCUGUUGGUGCGGGGGCGCAGGCGGGUGCUCAGCAGGGCCAGGGGAGGGGGGUGGAUACGACGGAUGCGGGGGAUACGGAGGAAGAGGAGAGUGAUGAGGAAGACGAGGAUGAGGAGGAAGGCUCGGAUGAAGGUGAUGAUUAUGAUGACGAGGACGAUGUUUGA